GGAUGACCACAGCGACGCACAGCGUGUUUCUCAAUAAAGAGUAACUUCUGCUUCAAGAGAUCCCAAAGUCUCCUGGUCUAUGCUUCUGAGAUUUCCAACAGUUUUGGUGCCGUGACCCGGAUAGAGCUUCUCAUCUCAAUCCAGAUUGAAACUUCAAGCACAACAAAGAUCUGAUCCAAAAGAAGAUCCAGGCUGAAUUUUCCUGUACACCCAAGGGUUGGUGAGUGAUACUCUAUCCAAAAGAAUCAUUAAGACCAGUACAAAGUUGUUAUCCUCUGCGCCGUCAGAGAGGAGUUAACAGACAGCUGUAGGGUUUGGUUAACUAAGUUAUCCUCUAAAAAUGUUCUUUUAGAGAUGAAGUUUAUCCUCUGUUUAGGCAGGGAAGUUUAGCAUCACAUGCUAAUAAUUAGGUAUCCUCUGUUCAGGCAGGGAAGAAUUAGUGUAAAGUGCUAAUAAUUUGUGUUGUCCUCUGUUUUAUCAGGGAAGUUGGUGUGUUAACAGAAUAGCCAUCCUCUACUUUGCUAGAGAAGAAGGUUCAUCCUCUGUUAAUUCAGGGAAGGUUAUAACUGUUGAAGUGUGGUAGCAAGUUGUUUCAACUCUGCUCGUCAGAGAAGGUUGAAUACAUUAGGAUGUGUAUUAACUAGGUUAACCUCUGCUCUGUCAGGGAAGUGUUGAAGUGUAUUGUUGUGCCAGAAAGACAUUACAAAAUGUUGAGAAAGAACGCUAGACUAAUUCCAACAACUGAGAAAGGUGGACUAGCUACCCCUUUAUGGACAGAUAGUGAGUUCAAAUCAUUGUUAGGAAAACACAUGGACUCAAUAGUGACUGAGUCAGUCAGAUUGGAUUUGACAAAGAAAUUUGGGAUUCAUCCAGAAAAAGUUUGGUCCAUUGAAGAAUGCAAAAAGGUACUUGGUGCUUGUAUUCGGAAGAAAAAUAUGAUGGGCAUUAUCUGCUGCCACAGAGAAUUUACUCUAUCCAUUGCACAAGACCAAAUUCAACGUAUUGCUAAGUUAGAAGAGCAGAACAAACAGUUGCACACUAGAGUGUCUCGUCUCACUCAGAAGUUGGGCCUUAACAAAGCCUCAACCAAAUGUGACUCAAAAGACCAACAGUCAGAUGAAAGCUAUCCUGACUUACAGAGUUUCUGUAUACUAGAGGGCAAUAGCAAUACUGGAUUCAUGGAUAAAGAUGUAAAUGCAGUUGAAGUGUGUGGAGUGAGACAAAAGGCUCAGAGUAGGGCAAAAGGGGUUGACACAGUUCCAUCUGUAACCCCCAUACUGCAGUUACAAGCAGUCAGUACCACUAUAGGUCCUGAAGACAUAGAAAGAAUUGCUGAGAAUUUGCCAUCAGUGCAUAGAAACUUUUCUGAGUUUAGGACAGAGUUGUCCAGAAAAAUGAAGCUCUAUGAUAUGUCCCUAGCUGAAGUCACACAGCUAAUGUCACAAAUCCUGAAAGAGUCAGAAUUCAAUGAUUUUGAAAGUGCUGUAAAUAGUUCUGAGUUUCAGCAUUCCAGCAAAGGUGAAUUGAGAGAAGGAGUUCUGAGAGUGUUACAGAACCUUGUUGGACCAAAGGUAGACUGGUCAAAGAUCACUAGUUGUGUACAGAAGGAUGAAACUGUAAGUGAGUACACUGAAAGAUUUUGUCAGUCAGCGGCAGCAUACAGUGGAAUAGUUGACACUCCAGAGAAGGUGUUAGAGGAUAAUGGACCACUGGUCCGCAUGUGGUUUGAUGGGCUUUCAUUAGAAUACAGAAAUGCAUUGCCUUUCUUAGACCUCACAUGGUCCAAUGGAACCCUGCAAAACAACUUGGAUAGAUUAGCUAUUUGGGAAAGAGACUCUGAUGUCAAGACAAGAGUAAAGAUUGCAGCAGCAUCCUUUAAGGUCAACACAGAGAAUCGACAGAAACGUAAACGUCCUAAGAGAGAAGGCAGUUGUCAUUACUGUGGUAAACCUGGACAUUGGAUGAAAGAGUGUAGGAAAAACAAAAAGACAUUAAAAGAAAUGAACAGCUUUACUCAGCUCCUACUCAGUCUACUUGCUACACUGAAACUGCCCCUCCCCUCUUCUCCAAACUCUUGGAGCAACAGCUUGCUGACAUGCUAACCAUUUGGGCUGUGAGUGCUUAAUUUCCCCAGUAAUCUACUAGAAAGCUGAAAGACUCAUUAUGAACAAAUGAAAGUUGACUGUCACUUCCACUAUUUGGGGACACUGGUUAAGUACACUCACAGCCUUAAAUGUUAUGCUACAGCACACUCCAUUCACUUAUCCAUCCUCAAUGGGUUAUGAUGUCUGCUAUGACUGAUGUUUCAAUGGAAGAUGGAGAUGUAGCAUCUUAAAUUUGGAAAUUAACUACAGGGAGAGAAUAGGACACACAGACCAGUGAGGAGCCCAGGGAAGAACCGAAGUGCAUAAGGCCUCGGGGGUUAACCCUGUGGUGAAGACUUCCUCAUAGGUUUCCCCCUCUCUCAGUUUAUCCCAACCUUACUGGUCUAUAGGUGUCAAAUUGAUUAAGAAUAGGUUAAGAAAAAGAAGAACAAAACCACUAUACGAUCACUAGAAGUUUAUGAUGAUCAGAGUUAGACAGAAAAACUAUAGGAUCAUCAGAGGUGUAACAUACUAAAGUCUAUGCAUGAAUACUGCUGGUCUGCUGUCUCUUUGUUUUCUUGUGUGCAGGUAUGUGUAUAUGCCAUGACGUCUCAUAAGCAGCACCUGGUGUAAAGCAUCACCUCAGAUAUCCAUGAACAACCUUCAUGAUGACGGAGUCAUCAGAGCAACUCGGAGUUGCACGACGACAAAGAAUCUUCUUGGGACAAACAUGGAAAUGGACUCUACAGGGAACAGACUCCACAGCUAUUCAGGCGCCAUGGACUUUUAGGACUUCCACGCUUAUGCUACAUGGUUUUCUGUGUCAUCAUGUAGUUUAUACAACAUGUUACCACCCUGCGUUGUAUAUGUGUGUCAACAGUAUACUCAAGUUAAAGAACAACACUUAUGUAAAUGUUGGACACGACACAGAAUAA
Molecule: messenger RNA, 3019 nt
Organism: Megalobrama amblycephala (Wuchang bream)
Lineage: Eukaryota; Metazoa; Chordata; Actinopteri; Cypriniformes; Xenocyprididae
Exons: 2
Coding region: 708-2102 (464 amino acids)
Molecular function (GO): zinc ion binding; nucleic acid binding
Source: RefSeq, a predicted model, not a curated record